AUGCCUCCAAGAGUUAGAGGAAGAGGCAAGGGCCCCAUACGCGGGGGACCAUCAACAGCAGGACCAUCUCACAGACGCACUCCAUCGGCGUCCUUUUCUACCUCUGACUCUCAAGAUCUGUGGGGUCAACCCUUUAAGCCAGCAAGACAUUCUGUCUCGCUAAGCUCUUCACCUUCCUUCCACCCGUCUUUUGGGCCGCUACUUCCAGACGAGCCCCAACACUCACACCACUCUCAUCAAUCCCAUCAUUCUCUCGAGUCUUACCAAUCGCACCAUUCAUUGCACUCCCAUUCGUUCCACCAUUCAGAUUCUGUCUAUUCCCCGGGGCAGUUCAACCCGAAUGAUUUUGUUAACGAUUUUCUUGGCUAUAACCCUUUGGGCCCUGAGGACCAUUUUUCUCAGGAGAUGGAAAUGGACGAUGAUCCAGAUUCGGAGAUGCAGACCGGAACGCCGGGCCACCCAAUAAGCAUAUCAAGUGGAUCUCCAUUUCAGGGAUCACCUAACCAUGGGCCCGACUCGUUUCAAGAGAAAAUGGCCACAUAUGAUUGGUUCUUUACCCCAUCAUACCAUAACUCUCCAGCCCAACCUCCCUUGGAUGAGCCCCAGCUUCAGGAAGUUUCACCUCCACCACUUCCUGUUGAGGAGCCACCUCAGCAGCCACCACAGCCACCUCCCGAGCCUCCAAGGCAAUGGAGGAAUGCACGCAUGUCAGUGCGAGGAGGACCUCGUUUUAGUUCUCCUCGAGGUUCGAGUUCCUACCCUCCUAUUCCAGAGGACCCCCAAAUGGGUGGGCCCUCGAACGCGGCACAGGAGAUUGAUCCUCCGCCAGCUUCAUUUGCACCACCUCAGCCGCCCAUGGGUUUUGACAACCCUAUCCCGACUUACCCAAGUUCUUCUGGGUAUAAUAUUUUUGAAAACACAUCGGGAUAUCCAUCAGACUAUGGGAACCAGGAUCCCUACCUCACCGCUGCUCAAUACCAUCAUCUUUCCCCUUCUUCUUACCCUCCAGUUUAUCCAACUGGAUACCCGGUACAGGAUUAUCAAUAUCCUCCAUACCAGCAACCUCCUCCUCCUCCUCCCCAGCAGCUACAACAGCAGCAGCAAACUCAGGAAAUCCUGGAGAGGUUAGAUAGGGUUGAACAGAAAGCUAAAAAGAACAAGGAGAAGCAUAAUAGCUUCAUGAAGGGCCUUGCAAACCUUAUCAAAGGAAAGAAGAAGUAG
Messenger RNA from Helianthus annuus (common sunflower), 1221 nucleotides. Its product is annotated as extensin-like. The coding region runs from base 1 to 1221 and encodes 406 amino acids. The record is from RefSeq and is a predicted model, not a curated record. The transcript has a single exon. Lineage: Eukaryota; Viridiplantae; Streptophyta; Magnoliopsida; Asterales; Asteraceae.